AUGAUGCCUUCCAUGGGCCUCUCCAGCCUGUCCUGGAUGCUGCUCUCCUGCCUGAUGCUCCUGUCUCAAGUCCAAGGGGAAGAUUCCCAGGAGAAACUGUCCUCUGCACGGCUCAGCUGUCCGAGAGGCUCCAUGGCCUAUGCAUCCAACUGCUAUGCCUUGUUUAUAACACCUAAAACCUGGAUGGGCGCAAACAUGGCCUGCCAGAAGAGACCCUCAGGACACCUUGUGUCUGUGCUCAGUGGGAGUGAGGGAUCCUUCGUGGCCUCCCUGGUCAAGAACAGCUUGAACACCCCCUCAGCCGUCUGGAUUGGGCUCCAUGACUCCUCAGAGGGCUCUGAGGGUGAAUGGGAGUGGAGUAACAGUGAUGUGCUCAGUUACGUUGCCUGGGAGAAUGAUGCCCCCGCCAGACCAUCCCCUGGCUAUUGUGGGAGCCUGUCCAGAAGCUCAGGGUAUAUGAAGUGGAGAGAUUAUAAGUGUUGUGUGAAGUUACCCUAUGUCUGCAAGUUCAAGGACUAA
Molecule: messenger RNA, 519 nt
Organism: Mesoplodon densirostris (Blainville's beaked whale)
Lineage: Eukaryota; Metazoa; Chordata; Mammalia; Artiodactyla; Ziphiidae
Product: lithostathine-like
Exons: 5
Coding region: 1-519 (172 amino acids)
Biological process (GO): response to peptide hormone; positive regulation of cell population proliferation; antimicrobial humoral immune response mediated by antimicrobial peptide
Molecular function (GO): peptidoglycan binding; oligosaccharide binding; signaling receptor activity
Source: RefSeq, a predicted model, not a curated record